Messenger RNA from Colletotrichum lupini, 1617 nucleotides. RefSeq lists its product as uncharacterized. The record is from RefSeq and is a predicted model, not a curated record. Lineage: Eukaryota; Fungi; Ascomycota; Sordariomycetes; Glomerellales; Glomerellaceae. The transcript is spliced from 3 exons. Bases 1 to 1617 code for a protein of 538 amino acids.
AUGGCGACCAACAAAAAGACACUGAGGGCUUUGUGUCGCGUCAACAAGGCAUUCCGAGAUGCUUUCAGUGAGUUCCUGUACGCCGAGGUCUAUCUGGGCUACAAUCACUUUGUCAAGGACGACCCUCCACAGAAAUGGCUUGUCAAGGAAUCUCCAGAAACCCGCCACAUAAAAGUCAUCCACUUCCGACCUAAGGGCUUCGAAUGGAACAGCCGUGAGAUCGAACUCGACGAUCAUGUUCGAAAUUGCAACUCCCAGCUCAGACGACUGCUGGCAAACACCCCAAAUGUCAAGAGAUUUGUCUUGGAAGACGGAGAAUUCUUCCUCUCCUCCGCAACCUUAAAGGCUCUAAACCACUGCUGCCCCAACUUGGAAGACAUCUCCUUCGAUUUGGAAGCCCACCCACAUGAGCCCGGUGCUGACAGAUACUGUCGCGACGAUGACUCUUGGCGAGACCCGGAGCCCAUCAUGCCUGUUCCCGAUGACUUGAAAUACAGCAUUGCCGACUUCAGUGUCUUCUCCGGCCUGACCGGACUUCACCUAACUGGGCUGCAGGGGCCUAUCCCAAAGUGGAUAGAAACCAUAGCCUGUAUCUUGGGUUCCUCCCCGAAGCUCACUGAUCUGAGCCUGUCUCUUUCUCGACCGACGGCGGAUAGCUUUGCUGAUUCAGACGAUCGUGAUGAGCUUUACGACUUUCUCAUGAAUCUGGGAAAUCGCUAUGGAGAUCUUGGUCACCCUCCCCUCCGCCUCAAAUCUCUCAAACUGUACUAUCCCGUCCUUCUUUGCGAAGACGAGGACGGCGGGUUUGAUUAUCUCGACAAACUGACCGACUUGAACCAUUUACAAGAAUUCCGACUCUUCAAUCAGAGUGCCGUCAUGCGAGGGCAUAGCCCACCGGAUGCCCCGGAGCUCGCAUUCUACGCCAUUGACCCGAGCACAAUGCCGAACCUCCGUCAACUCACCAUCGGGGCAUGGGAAGCAGGCAUAGGUCAUUGCUUUGAAGAGCUAGACGAAGAAUACGCAAGCCAACUCAGUCUUCGCGUGGACCCUCAAACAUUCAUCUUCGACCCAAACUACGAGGAAGGCAUCCCCGACAUGCUCGACAAUGAGAUGGUCCUGAGAGCUAAAGAGCUCAUCAUACCACAGACCUGGAUUGAAAACGGCAAGGAUGCACCUGAUAACUGGGACAUGUUCAAAGUCCUAGAGUCCUGCCACUGGAUCACCUCCAUCGGCUUCACCAUCGACACCACGGUGGCACCCUACGGCCUGAUUGACAUUCUUGCGAACAUGAAGGGCUUGGAAAAGCUUUCCAUAGAGUAUCCCAAAUUCAAAACCAACAGAGGGCACGGGGGAGACCCCCUUCAAAGAGUAAAGAAAGUGGAAUACCUCAAGCCAGAGAUCGUCGCCGCAAAGUGUAAGCACUUGACCUACAUGAGACUGCACGGCCAUGGCAUCAAGAUAUGGCGACCGUCAGCGGGCACAGCAGAAUGCGAAUAUCUUGAAGACGCAGAGGAUGCCGUCGUUGGAGCAUUCUUCCGCAAAGAGACUCGGGAAGAUAACCAUUGGAUCGCUGAAGCAAUGGACAGCGACUACUUCGAGCCGCCGCGACCGCUGUAG